Aspergillus glaucus CBS 516.65 is the source of this 996-nucleotide messenger RNA. Its product is annotated as H-type lectin domain-containing protein. NCBI's taxonomy places the organism in Eukaryota, Fungi, Ascomycota, Eurotiomycetes, Eurotiales, Aspergillaceae. Gene Ontology annotation, biological process: cell-cell adhesion. The coding region runs from base 20 to 964 and encodes 314 amino acids. The transcript has a single exon. Gene Ontology annotation, cellular component: protein complex involved in cell adhesion; cell surface; phagocytic vesicle. Gene Ontology annotation, molecular function: oligosaccharide binding; N-acetylgalactosamine binding; polysaccharide binding. The record is from RefSeq and is a predicted model, not a curated record.
CUUCGACGAAAAUUCAAUUAUGAUCUAUCCCAUUUUUCCAGGAUGGGCUGAAAACAUCAAGCACAUUGACUGGCCCAAUGAACUUUCUGAGCCAGACAAGAUGCUGAUCGGGAGGAUCUACCGCCCCAUAAUGCCGACGACCUUGAGUGGGCGUUUCAGGACCCAGGAAUCUAGGGAGUGGUACAAACCGGCGGGAAAGAAUGUGAAGAACGUCCUGCUUCAAAAUCCAUUUGAGAAGCAUCUAGAAUUAACCAUUGGGAUCACGCACUUCGAUCUGGCCCGUGACCAAAACAUGCAUCUCAAGGCAUACGCGGACGCCAUUGAGCCAACGAGCUUCAACCUCCAUAUUGAUUCAAUGGACGGCACCACCCAGUACUCGGCUGCAGCCGAUGUCAUGGUGACUGAACGAUACAAUCCCACACUGCAGACUGGCUCCUACACUACGAGCCAGGAACAUAAAAGUGGCAAUAUGUAUAGUACGCGCAUCAACUUUGCAACCCCCUUCAAGAAGCAACCGAGACUGGUUGUCUGGCUCCAGGCCUUCGAAUUUGGUCCAGACGGCGACUACAACCUCUUUGCAUAUGCAAAGGAUAUCAAAACGACCGGAUUUUGUCUGCGCAUUGAAACUUGGGACAACGCUAAACUAAAGAGCGCUCAAGCCUCAUGGAUUGCCUAUGAAGAAGACCCCCCUGGCUUCCAUUCUAGCCGCGUCACAUUUUAUAACUUUGAGCAAGGCCACGGAGAUGACAAGCGUCAUCGGAUUGAAAAUGAAGAGCUUGGUGAGUGGCAACUUAGAACGGUAUAUGCUGCUAUCUCCAAAUUCAGUUUUGCCUCUCCGCGCAACAUCCGGUUUUCCCUGGAAACCAGGCACAAGGGAAAUUCUGCCUUCGAGAUUGACGCAAAGACUUGGGCGGACAGUGUUUGUCGUGAGAUAGAGGUCUCUUAUUUGGCGGAUUGUAUCUAAAUUAGCAGAUAAUGAUAGGUGCAACACAAGCC